Molecule: messenger RNA, 2350 nt
Organism: Conger conger (European conger)
Lineage: Eukaryota; Metazoa; Chordata; Actinopteri; Anguilliformes; Congridae
Product: cell surface glycoprotein 1
Exons: 2
Coding region: 173-1747 (524 amino acids)
Source: RefSeq, a predicted model, not a curated record
CUCAGUCUUAGAUCGUACCUUGGUGAGUGAGCAGGAUCCGCUGCAGCUGUCAGUCGCGAGCUCGCUCUUAGCUCAGUUCGUGCUCAGCCUCGCAGGGGAGAAGACCAGACCACCUACUCUCCCAACCUCUCGGGUUUGAAGGUCUAAUCUCAGCAGCAAACCAGGAAACACCAUGGGAGGCAAGCUGAGCAAGAGAAAGAAGGGGUAUGACGUCAGCGACCCUAAGGCCGCCAAGGCGACCCCCGCCCCGGAGGCCGUGGAGGCGAAAGCUCCCACUCCCGGGGCAGCCGAGACAGCAGUGCCGGCAGCCGUGGUGGAACAGGCGACCAAGGAAGAGCCGGCGCCACCAGCAGUGGAAGAGCCGGCGCCACCAGCAGGGGAAGAGCCGGCGCCACCAGCAGUGGAAGAGCCAGCACAGGCCGAGGAGCAGGCACCCUCAGAAGAGCCGGCUCCUGUAAUAGAAGAGCCAGUUCCUGCAGCAGAAGAGCCAGUUCCUGUAAUAGAUGAGCCGGCACCCGCAAUAGAUGAGCCGGCUCCUGUAGCAGAGGAGCCAGCUCCUGCAGUCGAAGAGCCGGCUCCCACAAUAGAGGAGCCGGCUCCGGUAGCAGAUGAGCCAGUUCCUGUCGCAGACGAGCCAGUUCCUGCAGUUGAAGUGCCAGUUCCUGUAGCAGAAGAGCCAGCAGCAGCAGUAGAAGAGUCGGCCCCGGCAACAGAAGAGACGGAAGUACAGGAGGUCGUCCAGGCGGUCGUCCAGGAGGUGAUGAGCGCAGAGGCCCCAGUGGAGGUCCCUGCAGCCGCAGAAGAAGCUACAGAUAAAGAGCCCGCUGUGGAAGAGCCCACGAUCGCCGCACCUGAGCCCGAACCAGAGACUGUCGUUCAGCCAGCAGACGAGCCUGCUGUGACCCUGGUGCCAGAGCCCGUCCUGGAGGCUGAGGCAAAGGCAGAGGAAGAAGCUCCAGAACCCAUCCCGGAGGAAGCCCCUCCCCCCGUCCCAGAGGAGCCAGUGCCGGACAGUUUAAUCCAAUCAGAUGCCCCCGAACCCGAGCCCGCAGAAGCCCCGCUCGCAUCCGAGCCAGAGCCAGAACCAGAACCCGAACCUGAGCCUGUGGCACCGCAGGGCGUAGAUGCCGCAGGUCCGGAGGGCGAAGCGGCUCCCAAUUUACUGGAGGAGGUCACAGAGCCUGUGAGCGCCGAGGCUCCAGAAGACCCCAAAGACACUGAAGACGCACCCGCUGAGCCAAUCCCAGAUAUUGUCAUUUCAGAGUCAGUCUCCAAUAACGAGUUCUCCGCAGCAGAGAGCGUCGGAGAGGUGGAGGAGGCAGUCUCCGAGGCAUGCAAACAGGAACCUGCCGCCCCGUCCCCCUCCCCCACCCCAGAGGAGGCAGCUCCAGAGACAGAGUCCGCAGCCAAUCAGGAGGCGCCAGCGGAUGAUGGCGGAGCUGUGAGCAAGGAGGCAGAGGCAGAGAACGGAGAGAGUGAAAUCGCUGACUCUACAGGAGAGCUCCCAGGGCCAGAGCAAAACGGGGAUGCUCUGGACCUCCUCCCCGACCCAGUUCCAGAGGAACCCACUGAACUGCAGCAAGAAGAAUGUGUCAACGGCCUGCCCGAGGAACCCCCCAAAGACCAGCACGACUGUGAAUUUAAGAAGGACUUGAGCCCGAUUGUCAACAUGGAGGUGCCUGACGCCAUUGCGGAGAUGGCCGAUGUCAUAAGUGCCCCUUCAAGUCAGGUUGUUGACUUAAUGUGAAAAACUAACAUAUAUAUAUAUAUACAUUCAAUAAUGAUUCAAAUAUUUUAAGUACACAGGCUCUCUUCUGAAAAUAUUGACAUGCCUGUGCUGAUAUCUCAGGCUAAUGAAUCUCUGGUUAACCAAAAAAACAACACAACAACUCAAGUGAAGAGCGACGAUAAACUGGGAAAUCCAAGUCUUUGUAUCAUAAACGCUUGAUCUGACAGGGGCAUGCAGGUGUUUGUAAUGUCUGAAGUCAAAAGGCCAGGUAACGUCCAAAUCACGUCCGAAGGGCAAAAAUAAUAAACCAGUAACAGAAUUCAAGGAAAAUAAACUGGACAACAGAACAGAAACUGGACAAUAACAUUGGAAAUGACAUAUGGAAUGAAUAGUCUUGUCUUUGUGUUUCGGCCUGAUGAGUAUUAAAAUGGUUAUUGGAUUAGCAUUUAAUAGUAUAUAAUCUAAUUUAGGCUUUCGCAUAUCCUUCCCUUAACUCUGGAAAAAAAAAUAAAAAAAUUGGGGAACUUUUUAACAUUGUCAGAAUGGGAGAAAACAGCGGGAGAAUGUGCAUUUUAACUUGAUGACUUGGCUAAGAAAAUAAAAAAGGAUUGUUAUAUCACA